AUGGAGCCCCAGAAGGGUUAUCUCCGUCGUAUUGCGUUCUUUGUGUUUGAGAUGUGGCUUGCAACCGUCUGUGCUCUGGUCAUCUUAUUUGCGCUCGCGAGCAUUGGCAGGUCCUUGGACAUGCUAGAGAAGAGCUACUACACCGAGAUUGGAGUAGCUUCUCCAGGAGAUAGUAUCGAAUCUCAAGAUUCUGCUGAGGUGAAAUUUGUGUUGACAUUUUUUAAUUCCCAUCAUAUGGCCACUAUUUUUCUUUCAUUCUUCUGA
Messenger RNA from Miscanthus lutarioriparius, 264 nucleotides. The record is from the annotation of a GenBank genome assembly. NCBI's taxonomy places the organism in Eukaryota, Viridiplantae, Streptophyta, Magnoliopsida, Poales, Poaceae.